GCACGCGGACCGGUUAACGAUCAGAGCCAUUGAGUCGAGUCGUCCUGUACCAUUCAGCGGGGGAAGCAGGAGUCAGGAAGUCACGGUGCCACGACACACGCAUACAACAGCUAUAACAAUCUGGACCAGAGACAUGGCUUCUAAUGCUAACGCAGCGGGCAAAUGGGAGGUGGUGAAGAAAGGGAAGAAAAGCAGCGGCGCAGGAGGAGGCAAGAGCGCGUCCGACAAGAAGCCCGGCGGCGGCGGGGGGAGGAAAGCCCUGGGAGAGUCCAACCAGCCCUCCAGACCACCCCUGGUGAUGUCCGAGACUCUGUAUGACAAUUUUGAGAAGAUGGGAAAGAAACAGAACAAGGAGCAGGUUCCACCACCAGCUGAGUCUGAAAAUAAGAAGCCCUCAUCAAGUAAACCAUCCAAGAAAUCCCACUCCAGCAGUACAGUCACCCCCACAGCUCUCAAGACCCUCGAGGAAGCCUUCAAAACUUUGGAUGUUGGGGACCUGAAGCAGCAGUUGGCUCGCAGUCAGACCCUGUUUCCAGAAAACCCAUCAGUGUGGGUCAAAGACCUGGCAGGAUACCUCAACCUCAAUCUGACCGCAUCAGAGACUGAGCCCACACUCAGCAGCUAUGCUCACGACUACCCAUACUGCCUUUCAGGAAAAGAGCUGAAGGGAGUGAUCAAAGGCCUCAUUGGACGCUGCAGUGAUAUUCUGCCAGAUUUCUUCGACCACUGUGUUUAUACUAUGCUCAGGGAGAUGGACAGACAGGCAGGGGAGCCUCUGCAUGGCUACAGAGUUUGCAUCCAGGCAAUCCUACAGGACAAACCCAGGAUAGCCACCCAAAAUCUGCCAGAAUAUUUGGAGUUACUGCGAUCAGUUCAGAAUCGUCCAGUGAAGUGUUUGACCAUCAUGUGGGCUCUUGGCCAAGCUGGAUUUUAUGACCUCAGCCAGGGACUAAGAGUGUGGCUGGGUAUCAUGCUUCCUGUGCUGGGAGUGAAGGCCUUGUCUUCAUAUGCCAUUGCAUAUCUGGAGAGACUUCUCCUACUUCAUGCAAACCUGACAAAGGGAUUUGGCAUCAUGGGUCCUAAAGAGUUCUUUCCUUUAUUAGAUUUUGCUUUCAUGCCCAAGAACGCCCUGACAUCAAGUCUGCAGGAGCAGCUGAGGCGUCUCUACCCUCGACUGAAGGUCCUUGCAUUUGGAGCCAAACCCGAGAGCACAUUACACACAUACCUGCCAUCCUUUCUGUCCAGAGCCACACCACACUGCCCAGAUGACAUGAAGAGAGAGCUGCUCAGCAGUAUGACGGAGUGUUUGUGUGUGGAUGUCCAGAGUCUAGGAGUGUGGAGGCAGCUCUAUACCAAACACUUACCCCAGUCCAGUCUGCUGUUGAACCAUUUAUUGAAGUCCUGGAACAUCCUCCCCCCAAAGCUCCGGAAAAACCUUGAAGAAACAAUCCAGUCUUUCAAAGUGACGAAUGAAGAGAUGAAAGACACCGUCGAAACUCAGGAGCUUCAGGACUGCAAUAGCCUGUGUCAGAAUCUGCAGGUAAAGAUGCGCGGCCGUGGGUUCCCCUGGUCCAAGCUGCUCAUGGUUUUGCUUGUGUUUGUCGCCGGCUUCAUCGCUCAUGACAUCAGAUCUCGCGGCUCCUUCGCAGAUUCCACCACAGCCCUGCAUCUGCGCAACUCAGGGGUCACAGCCGUAUCCGAGCAGGCCUGGAGCAAAAUAAAGGUCUACUCCAAACAGGGCUUCAGCUGGUUGGAGACGAACACUCCUCAUUAUUACUCUGAGUGUGCACGGGUUUUGGGGCCACUAAUGGACCACGGUUUGGAAAAGACAAAAACAGCAGCCAUCUUCGUCUCUGAAAACACCAUGCAGUUUAUUCUCUGGAUCAAAGAAAAGACACCGCAGGCCAUAGAAUGGGUGAACACCAACACUCCCGACAGUGUAUUCCAGGUGUUGGCGUAUUUAAAGGCCCUGCUCCUCUCCCUGCAUCAGAACUACAUCUUGCCAGCGCUGGCGUAUCUAUCUGAACUGCUACAACGAUCGUGGACCAACCUACAGGACUCCUGCAAUGGGGAGGUGUCUGUAUCGUGUCUGCAGGGCCACGCGUUGUCCUUCACCAACACAACGUGGCAGCUGCUCCAGCACACAACUUCGGCCAUUAAGAUGUGGGCUCAGGAGCUGCUGACGCGGGCGUGAUGACCUCACAGACGCUGACUAAUUAACGUUCACAAUAUACAUAUAUGAAGAUAUAUAUAUAUAUAUAUAUAUAUAUAUACACACACACGCUGACCUAGUCUGAGGCUGCCUUUCCGUAUGCUGGCUCUCAAGCCAUGAUUGGACUCUGUGGGGUAAAACAAAGAAACUCUCACAUUAAAUUUUUUAAUCAGUUCGAUAUUGUAAAAUGUUUUUUUUUUUACCAAUCUUUUUGUCAAUGCUGGACGCAGAGGUCGUCUCUGUCUCUCUCUCUCUCUCUCGCUCUCGCUCUCGCUCUCGCUCUCUCUCGCUUUCCCUUUUCUACUGCAAAUUUCAGCUGUUGCUUUAACCUUUGGGUUAAACAGAUUGUGUAAUUUAUAGAAAAUGUAGGUUUGUAGAUGAUUUAUAAAACAUUUUUAUUUUAUGAUGUGUGUGUGUGUGUGUAUAUAUAUAUAUAUAUAUAUAUAUAUAUAUAUAUAUAUAUAUAUAUAUAUAUAUAUAUAUAUAUAUAUAUAUAUAUAUAUAUAUAUAUAUACACACACAUUUAAAAAAAGUGUGAUGUGAAAACUUUGUAAAGGGCACGGAAAAGACCAAAAAACAUAUUCCAGACUUUUUCAAGCCAAUGAGUCGUAUCAGAUGCCGUAUGUUUGUGUGUGCGUCAGUAAAACCUCCAUCAGACCUGAGAAUCUUUCCAGUGGGCAGCUCACAAUGGUAAAUCUUCAACAGGAAAGAUAUUGUGAGUAAAGAGGUCACAACUGCUGGUGGGUUGAAGCCGUCAUAAGAUUUAGAGUUUGACAGCAUGACCCUAAGGAGGCUCACAUCAGAAGAAGAACACAUCUACCUGUUAUCUCGUCUGUCUGUCCUGCACACCUCCUCGUCUCGUCUUUGCUGCUUUGUCAGCUGUCUGCAGUUUCUCUGGAGUUUUCAUUUGCCAUCAGUGGCUCAACACCGGAGCUAAAAAAAAAAAUAGAAAAGCUGUUGUGUUCUCAUUACUGCUGAUGAUAUUCUGUGUGGAUCAAAACAAGCUCAUUCUCAAUAAUGUGAUGAUGAUUAUUAACCCCUUGCCAACGUCCUCCUGUACCCUAGAUAAUGAAGAAUAAACCCCUCAUCUCAUUCACUAACCCUUAUUUGUAAACAGGAUGUAAUGAUGGAUAUGGCAAUGACUAAUGUCUUACUUUGUAAUGUAAAUGAUUUCUAAUAAAGACUUCACCCCCAUUG
Molecule: messenger RNA, 3409 nt
Organism: Cyclopterus lumpus (lumpfish)
Lineage: Eukaryota; Metazoa; Chordata; Actinopteri; Perciformes; Cyclopteridae
Gene: tmem214
Product: transmembrane protein 214
Exons: 17
Coding region: 134-2194 (686 amino acids)
Cellular component (GO): endoplasmic reticulum; Golgi apparatus
Source: RefSeq, a predicted model, not a curated record